GUAAUAAUGUUUUAAUUGGUGCUUUGUUUGUUUCGUCUCAGGAGCCUGGAAACAGUCGACUGCCUCCUCACCUCAUCGCUCUGGACUCAUCUGUGCCGGGCUUUUUCGACGACAUCAGCUACCUGGACCUGUUACCGUCCCGGCCGUGUGACACCGUGUUCAUCUUCUACAUGAAAGCUGGACAGAAGAGCAGCCAAGAGAUCUUGAGGAACGUGGAGUCGUCUGCAAACGUACAGCCUCACUUCCUGGAGCUGCUGCUGUCUCUGGGAUGGGCAGUGGAGGUCGGACAGCAUCCGGGAUGGACAGGAAGUGUGUUCACCAGCUGGACCAUCAACACAUCCAGCGGUGCUGAGACUCCAGAUGAUUCAGUGACUCUGGGAGACACAGGCGGCGGUGUGUUUAACGGAGAGAAGCGGGUGCUCUAUUACGCAGACGCUCUGACAGAAAUCGCCUUUGUGGUGCCGUCCCUCAGCGACUCGUCCGCGGAGUCCUCGGAGCACAGCUUCCCGACCGCAGACUCCGAAUCUCAGAUGGAGAUGUUACCCAGUUCACUGAAGCAGCCCAACCUCACGCUGGAGCUCUUCCCUAAUCACUCCGACAACAUGGGACCCUCACAACGGUCCCCGACAGUGAAAAGCAGGAAGUUGCCGGCUGGAAGGACGAUCCCGCUGUUAGGACCGGACGCUAAAGUCUUGGUUGUGUGGGUUGAGCGAUACGAUGACAUAGAGAACUUUCCCGUGUCGGAGUUCCUGGCGGAGACGAGCACCGGUGUGGAGACGACGGUCAACAGCAGCACGUCCAGGUCCAGCUCCUCAGAGAAGGACGUCCCCAUUAUAUUCAUCCAUCCGCUGAAGACCGGCCUGUUCCGGAUCAAACUACAUGGGGCUCUGGGAAAAUUCAGCAUGGUCAUUCCUCUAGUGGACAACAUGGUGGUCAGCAGGAGAUCACUGGGGUUCCUGGUGCGUCAGACUGUAAUAAACGCGUGUCGGAGGAAGCGUCUCGAGAGCGACUCUUACAGCCCUCCUCACGUGCGGCGGAAACAGAAAAUCGCAGAAAUCGUGAACCGUUACCGUAACAAACAGCUGGAGCCCGAGUUCUACACCUCGCUGUUUCAGGAGGUGGGUGAGACGAGCCUCAACCCGUGAACAAACACAGAGCAGCGCAGAGCAGCGUGGAUCUCAUGAUGUGCCACCUGACCGGAGGAAGACUGGAAUAUCAAUCUCAUAAAAACACUCAUGGUUAUAUUUCACCCCACAAGAAAUAAAUAACAGUUUUUUCCUCCCAGUAAAUUGUCAGUUAACAUAUUUUAUUCAUAAUAAAUAUAUAUUUUUUAAAUUCAAUAAACAAUAAUAAUUUAUAAAGAAUUAUUUUCAUUUCUCAAUUUUAUUUUUUGUUACUGUAAUACCACAAAAAAACUAGUAAAAUUUUAUUUUUAUUUUUUUUCAUAAUGAAUAGGCAGUACAACAUAUCCCACCAUGUUGUAAAAAUAUUUUAAAAUUAAAAAAAGUUAUUUUGCUUUUUUUUUUUUUUUUUUUUUGCUUGUUUUUUUUUUUUAUUCUUUAUUUUCUUAAAAGAAAAUUGCAAUACAUUAAUGAAAAUGUCAAUCAGUCUUAAAAACAAGCUUUAUUUGCAUCAUGUAAAUCUAAUUUCUUAUUUCUUGGAGAGAACUAUGUCUGAUUGGCUGGUUACUGUACGUCACAAUGAAUGAUAUUUGACUUUAUUUGUGUUUAUUAUUUGAAGGAAGGUAUCACAUGAAGCCAUUUCCUGUAGAAGCACUGCUUCCUCUUCCUCUUCAGGUCAUGCGUAUAUCUCUUCAUCAUGUAGUCAGCUCUGCUUCUUCUUUCUUUCUUUCUUUCUGAGAGUUGUUCCAGUCUCCAGACGAUGCAUUUCAGUCGAAAGACAUUAUAAGGGCUCAUCAUUUACUUCCUUUCUGACUCUUUCACAUUGGAGUGUACAUCAUCAAACCGAGCUGAAUUCACCGUUUUAGCAGCAUGCUCUAGAAAGGAGUAACCCAAUCCUGUAUUUAUUUAUUUCAGUUUUCCAUUACGAAAUGCCUUUUAAAUGCAGACGCCACCCGAACACAUAAUAAUAAUUCUGGAAGAGAUUUGCACAUCACGUCCCUUUUCUGUGGUCUGUUAACGCUGCGUUUCUUUUGUAAGAACAAACUGUAAAGGCCGGUCGCUCGGAGGCGUCUCUUUUUCCGUGUAAAUAUUGACGGCAUGGACUUUGUAUAAAGUUUGACUUUGUAUGUAAAUAUACACGAGUGUGAAGUUCUGCUCACUCAUCUUAUAUUAUUGAUUAGGAGAACACUUGUUUGUAUUUAUGCCAUCAUAUAUGUGUCCAAACCAAACAUUGGAUAUUGAAUGUAACACAUGUAAUGGAAUAAAGAUUUUAAUGAAA
Molecule: messenger RNA, 2400 nt
Organism: Carassius gibelio (silver crucian carp)
Lineage: Eukaryota; Metazoa; Chordata; Actinopteri; Cypriniformes; Cyprinidae
Product: ral GTPase-activating protein subunit beta-like
Exons: 8
Coding region: 171-1145 (324 amino acids)
Biological process (GO): activation of GTPase activity; regulation of small GTPase mediated signal transduction
Molecular function (GO): GTPase activator activity
Source: RefSeq, a predicted model, not a curated record